GUACGGCAAGCAUGUGUUGUUGAAAACCCCUUUUGGUUUUCAUUUGGGGAAGACGACUUCGCAAGGACUUUUCACAACCUCAAUAGAAAACCCAAAGAACAACAUUAGAAAGCUUGCAUCUUUCUUAUUUCUGAAAAUAAGCAUUUUUCAGCAUCAUGAAUAAGGGAAAUUUGGCCCCUUUCCUCAAGCUAAAUCUCCCUCCUCCUGAUGAAACUUCUCUCGCUAAAUUCUUGACCGAAUCUGGGACGUUUAUGGAUGGUGAUCUGCUAGUAAACAGAGAUGGUGUUCGAAUUGUUUCGCAAAGCCAAUCUGAGACUCCACCUCUUAUUCAGCCAUCAGACAACCAAUUAAGCUUAGCUGAUUUUGAUGCGGUUAAAGUUGUUGGAAAAGGAAACGGUGGAAUCGUUCGAUUGGUUCGACACAAAUGGACAGAACAAUUUUUUGCUUUGAAGGUAAUCCAAAUGAACGUAGAAGAAUCAGCAAGAAAGCAAAUUGCACAAGAACUUAAAAUCAACCAAUCAUCACAAUGUGCAAAUGUUGUUGUAUGUUACCAAUCUUUUUACGAUAAUGGAGCUGUUUCAAUAAUCUUGGAGUACAUGGAUGGAGGAUCUUUAGCUGAUUUUUUAAAAACCGUUCGAUCCAUUCCCGAACCUUAUCUUGCUUCCAUUUGUAAACAGGUGUUGAAAGGUUUGUUGUAUCUUCAUCAUGAGAAACAUAUUAUUCAUCGGGACAUGAAACCAUCAAAUUUGCUGAUAAAUCAUCGAGGUGAAGUAAAGAUCACUGACUUUGGUGUUAGUGCUAUACUCGCGAGCACAUCUGGAUUGGCUAAUACGUUUGUUGGCACUUAUAAUUAUAUGUCGCCGGAAAGAAUUAUUGGUGGAAGCUAUGGUUAUAAAAGUGAUAUAUGGAGCUUGGGUUUAGUUUUGUUGGAGUGUGCAACGGGUCAAUUUCCAUACACUCCACCACAAGCAGGUGAAGGGUGGGUCAAUGUAUAUGAGCUUAUGGAAACCAUUGUUGGUCAACCACCACCUCGGGCACCUUUUGGUCAAUUCUCUCCUCAGUUUUGCUCCUUUAUUGAAGCAUGUGUGCAGAAAGAACCCAAGGAUAGAGCAUCGGCUAAUGAACUUAUGUCACAUCCGUUCAUAAAUAUGUAUGAUGACAUGGCGGUUGAUCUCGCAUCUUAUUUCACUGAAGCGGGAUCCCCUCUUGCAACAUUGUAAUGAACCCAUGAGUGCUAAGUAAAGGGCAAUAGAUUUUUCCUUUUUGUUGUAUCAUGACUCCGGUUUAAAGUUUGCAUCUAGUUCGAAGGUGAAAACUUCGCCUUUUGGUUGAGUUCUUGUAAAACUUCGAUUCUCAAUGAAUAUGUAACACAAUUUUAUCUUUA
Messenger RNA from Lactuca sativa (garden lettuce), 1384 nucleotides. It is a transcript of the gene MKK2, whose product is annotated as MAP kinase kinase 2. Gene Ontology annotation, biological process: protein phosphorylation; MAPK cascade. The record is from RefSeq and is a predicted model, not a curated record. Lineage: Eukaryota; Viridiplantae; Streptophyta; Magnoliopsida; Asterales; Asteraceae. Gene Ontology annotation, molecular function: ATP binding; MAP kinase kinase activity.